This is a messenger RNA of Cokeromyces recurvatus, 471 nucleotides long. Its product is annotated as cytochrome b5-like heme/steroid binding domain-containing protein. Gene Ontology annotation, cellular component: endomembrane system; membrane. Lineage: Eukaryota; Fungi; Mucoromycota; Mucoromycetes; Mucorales; Mucoraceae. The transcript has 3 exons. The record is from RefSeq and is a predicted model, not a curated record. The coding region runs from base 69 to 401 and encodes 110 amino acids.
CGCAAAUAAAUUUUCUUUCUUUUUCUUUCUCAUAAAAAAAAAUAUUAUUUAUUUAUUGUGUAUAAAACAUGGCUACUGAAGCACCUAAAGCAACCCCUAUUACAGUUUCUGAAUUGUCCAAGUAUGAUGGCUCUGACCCUUCACUUCCCAUUUAUGUUGCUAUUAAAGGUGAUGUAUUUGAUGUCUCAAAAAAUACAAGUUCAUAUGGUAAAGGUUCAGGAUAUAAUGUAUUUGCUGGAAAGGAUUCAUCUAAGGCACUUGGAAAGUCUUCUUUAAAGCCUGAAGAUUGUAUAGGUGACUAUAGCGAUCUUACAGAAAAGGAAUUAGAAACUUUAAAUCAAUGGUAUACAUUCUUUUCUAAGAGAUAUAAUAUUGUUGGAAAGGUCGUUCCUGAUAAUUAAGUUGUAUUUUAUUCGCGUUUUUAUUAUUAAUAUAAAAAAAUAAAAUUUUACCAUUACGUAAUACCAAUAA